Messenger RNA from Anneissia japonica, 2435 nucleotides. RefSeq names its product succinate--CoA ligase [GDP-forming] subunit beta, mitochondrial-like. Bases 60 to 1355 code for a protein of 431 amino acids. NCBI's taxonomy places the organism in Eukaryota, Metazoa, Echinodermata, Crinoidea, Comatulida, Comatulidae. Gene Ontology annotation, molecular function: succinate-CoA ligase (GDP-forming) activity; ATP binding. The record is from RefSeq and is a predicted model, not a curated record. Gene Ontology annotation, biological process: succinyl-CoA metabolic process; tricarboxylic acid cycle. Gene Ontology annotation, cellular component: succinate-CoA ligase complex; mitochondrion. The transcript has 11 exons.
CGAGGAACCACCGAACCAAUCUUUGACCGGCGAACCGAAUCGUAAACAGCUGAUCCAAGAUGGCGAGCUUCAGCACAGGUGUAGCGAGAUAUGGCCGAACACUUUCCAGAUGUUCAUACCUGUUCCAAAGACAGGCUGUGGCAUGUCCGUCCAUCACACAGACCCGAAACUUGAAUCUUCAAGAAUAUCAGAGUAAAGACUUAAUGGCAAAAUAUGGAUGUACAGUACAGAGGUUUAGAGUCACAGAUAAUCACUCAGACAUUGUAAAACUAGCCAAAGAAUUAGGUGCGGAAGAAUAUGUGCUGAAAGCCCAAAUCCUUGCAGGGGGCAGAGGCAAAGGACAUUUUGAACCAAGUGGAUUUAAAGGUGGAGUCAAGUUAACAAAGGAUCCAGAAGAAUUAAGUCCAUGGGUUAAACAGAUGAUUGGCAACAGGUUAAUUACAAAACAGACUCCAAAACAAGGUGUUUUAGUGAGCAAGGUUAUGGUUGCUGAGGCAUUUGAUAUAGCUCGGGAAACCUACUUUGCUAUUCUGAUGGACAGAGCUCACAAUGGCCCGGUGAUGGUGGGCAGUCCGGCCGGUGGAAUGGACAUCGAAGAGGUUGCGGAAAAAACGCCAGAACUUAUUUUCAAAAUACCUAUUGAUAUUAAAGAGGGAAUGACAGAUGAACAGGCCAUGCAGAUGGCUAAAAACCUUGAGUUUAAAGGAGCAUCACAAAAAGAGGCAGCUGAACAGAUAAAACGUAUGUACAAAUUAUUUUUAGGAGUGGAUGCCACGCAGGUUGAGAUCAAUCCAUUUGGUGAAACACCAGAUGGCAAAGUUGUGUGUUUUGAUGCGAAGAUCAAUUUUGAUGAUAAUGCCAAAUAUCGACAGCAGGAACUAUUCAAACUAGAGGACACGUCUGAAAGCGACCCCAGGGAAGUACAGGCAGCCAGCCACAACCUAAAUUUCAUUGGAAUGGAUGGCAAUAUAGGAUGUCUAGUAAAUGGUGCUGGUUUAGCAAUGGCUACAAUGGAUAUAAUCAAGUUACAUGGCGGAGAGCCUGCUAAUUUCCUUGACCUUGGUGGCGGUGUUCAAGAAGAUCAAGUUUUUGAAGCGUUCAAAUUACUGAAUGCAGAUAAAAGUGUGAAAGCCAUUUUUGUGAAUAUAUUUGGUGGCAUUGUAAACUGUGCAACCGUUGCUAAUGGCAUAACAGCCGCAUGUAGAGGAAUGGAUCUACGAAUACCGGUAGUAGUAAGAUUAGCAGGUAUGAAUGUUGACGAAGCUAGUAGGAUUCUAGCUGAGAGUGGCCUCCCAAUCCAGACCUCUGAUAACCUAGAUGAUGCUGCAAAGAAGGCUGUAUCUUGCCUCCAGUAAUCUGUGACCUAUGACCUACAUUCUUUAGUUUUUAUAUAUAUAUAUAUCAAAAUUAUUGAAAUUAAUUUCAAUGCGUUAUAUAUACCACUUUAAUUUUUUGAAUACAACAAAUAAUUAUGUGGAUUAUAAAUUACAAGAUUUAAUGAAUCUGAACUUGUAUACAGUAUGUUGUUAAAAUUACAGAAUUAUUAUUUUAAUUUAUCACACCUUACCUCUACAAAUUAGUACUGUAAAGAUAUACUGCCUGUAAGCAGAACUAAUAAAUUUGAAAAAAUAAAGUAUAAUGUUGGAAUUGCUUGCUUUAUAUUUUAAAAUUUAAGCAUUCAAUUAAAAAUAUAUUAAAAGAAUAUUUUCUUGCAAAUCACCAGAAACUUUAUGAUACAUCUCCUUUAUUCUUUACUAGACUACUUUAUUUGGCUGGUGAUCAAUUAAAUUAAUUAAAUGAUUUUUGUAGUAAAAAAAUAGAAAUCUGCAAAAACGGAAUUGUUUUGUUCUGGGUUGUUGCAUUAGAUAACGCUCUAUCCCAUUUGACAAAAAACUGUUGUAUGCCCAUAUAUGGUGGUCAUAAUAUGAUGUCAUCAUGACCAUAUUUAGGCAUGUCACAUGUUUUGUCAAAUAAAAUUUUAUAGUCUGGACAGAGCUAUAAGAUUUACUUAAAUGAGUUUUAAGUGUAUUAACACUGCCCUCUAUUGAUUCAACUUUCUGAGUUUUAUAGAAAACUAAUCAUAUUAUGGUAUAACAUUCAGGUUCUCUGCAAAUGAAUAAAGUAUUCAUUGAUUUAAUAGGCAGACAAAUAUAAAAAUUCCAAUAUUUUUACUUUACUCUAUCCUCUUUUGUAGUGAUAUCUUUUCUGUAAAAUGGUUGAAAAUAAUAAUGUACUGUAAGCAAUUAGGCCUACUUAAUAUCAGAGACACAGAAUUUUAGUUUCAUCAUGAUAAAAAAUAUAUAUACUGUUCAACAGAAAAUUAUACAAAAUGACAGAUUUUUUAGUUCAGUAUUUGUCUUAUGGUUUUUGAGAACUUGAUGAAAAUAAAAAUACCAUUACUGGAUAUUUUCUGUGAAGAAAAAAUACUAGCCCAA